AUAGGGGAUCUGAAAAUGAUUUUUCUUUUCCCUCUCCUCCUUUUCCUCACACUGCUGCCACACAUAGCAACACUGAGAGCACACACACACACACACAUGCAGAUAACGGGCUGCAAGCUUUUGCAGACACAAACACAGCUGCGAGUGUUGCCUCUCUGCCUGAUACAGAGACACACUCGCUGGACAAUGUCAACACGCACACACAUUUGGAAUCCUCUGCUUUUCGCAAUGAAGUACCUGCUUUGAAAUCUUUUGCGGCUGUGUGGAGUCUUGAAAGUGCAGAAAAUGAGUGUGUGGACAGUAACAUUUUGACUGAACCAUCUUUGGAGAAAAGGGUUGAGGAGGUGGUUCCGACUUAUGCUCACUUAAGAUCUGAAGCAUAUAGGGCUUUUCCAACUCUGGAACUGGUGGUUGAUGGACACAGAAUAUCCUUUAUGGUUGAUUCUGGAGCGACAUCAUCAGUAAUCAGAGCAGAGGAGUUUGAAAUUCCUCCUCGGCUCAGUGGGAGCCAUGUUUUCUCAUUGUCUGCCUCGGGUCAGGUGACAAAAGAGCAGUUUACAAAACCCCUCACCUGCGUAACUCCGGAGGGGAGUUCUUUCAAACACAGUUUUCUGCUAUCGUCUCUGUGCCCUGUGAAUCUGCUGGGAAGAGAUUUGAUGAUUGAGUUGGGAAUCGUGCUGAUCUCCACACCAGAAGGUGUUCUGGUGAGCACCGGAGAUCGGACAGUGGUCAGUGCUGUGAAAUACAGCCCGCAAAACUUGCUUUAUGCUUACGAGUGGAAAUUUCAGAACUCCCUGUUUAGCGGGCAGCUGAUGGAGGAAGUCAAACAGCUUGUGAAUCCUCUCUCAGAGACUAAGAGCUCCACUGAUCUGAGCUGCACAGCACACACGUCACGGGGCCCAGAUGCAGACUUUGAGGAGGCGUGGUUCAGGGUGUCAUCUGAGAAACUAACCUUUUCCACACUGUAUUGGAGUUCCCAAUACGCUGCGCUUGCGAUCAAUUUGCUACCUCAACAGCUAGCAUUUUUCAGAGAAAAUGGAAUUCCACACAUUCCAUUAACAAAGCCCGUUAAAGGGGAAUGGAGUGAAUUAACAAAUUUUGUCUCACAAUGUCAAACGAUUUGUGAUUGGACUGUGGUACCACAACAUCCUAACAUUCUGUUUUCACAGAGACUAUCUGCUUACAAAAGGCCUUUCACCGGUACUGUUCACUGUCAAAGAACAGUUCAUUUGGUUCCAGAAAAUGAAACAUUCCUUUCUCAUGGUCUGUUUCCAGAAGUUGACGUCACUUCACAUCCUCUGCUGUCCCAGGUUCCUUCUGAACUGUGGGCAAAGAAUAAAUAUGAUGUUGGUCUCAUCAAAGGGUGUGAACCAGUCAUCGUAACCCCUAAAUCAGAUUACAGACCCUGUCAGAAACAGUACCCUCUGAAACAGGAAGCAGUUGAGGGCAUCAGACCUGUUUUUGAAUCCCUUCUAAAGGAAGGGGUGAUCAUUGAAUGUCCAAAUUCACCCGUGAGCUCGCCUUUAUUCCCUGUGAAAAAGGUGAGAGACCAGGGCAAGCCAGUUGAGUGGAGAUUCAUCCUAGAUUUGCAGAGGGUGAAUUCAGCUGUAAUUGGUCGAACGCCCGUACUACCGAACCCUACCACGAUCUUGUCGCAGAUUCCUAUGGAUGCUGCGUUUUUCUCUGUCGUUGACUUGUCCAACGCUUUUUUCAGUGUGCCAGUCCAUAAGGACUCGCAGUACUGGUUUGGUUUCCAAUUCGAAGGGAAACUUUACACUUUCACGCGUUUGGUCCAAGGCUACACAGAGAGCCCGACUAUCUUCAAUGCAGCUCUGAAGGCUAGUCUGGACUCUCUGCAGCUGCGUCCAGGUACAACGCUGGUCCAGUAUGUCGACGACAUUCUUCUCUGUAGUCCCACAAAACAGCAAUGUGAGGAGGACACAGUUGCUCUUUUGAAGCACCUCCAUUCUGAGGGACACAAAGCCUCUCUAUCUAAGCUGCAGUUUGUGCAGCCUCAAGUGACCUUUUUGGGUCACCACAUCUCUUCAGAGGGCAGGACUCUAUCACCUAAGCGUGUGGCUGCAGUUCAAAACAUCCCUAAGCCUGUCACGAAGAAGCAGCUUCUGUCUUUCUUGGGAAUAACAUCUUACUGCAGAAACUUUGUUCCAAACUACUCAGUGCUGGAAGCUCCUCUGAGUGCCAUCAUGCAUGGUAAAGAUCUUCAACCUGCUGAUAAGCUUACUUGGACAUCUGAAGCCGAGUCUGCUUUUUCUCAGCUUAAAUUAGCUUUACAGCAGGCCCCUACCUUGGGUCUUCCGGACCCUAAAAAACCCUUUGUUCAGGCUGUUGAUGAGAAACAUGGAUGCAUGACCUCUGUCCUCAUGCAGGACCAUGGAGGGAAGUUGAGACCAGUAGCCUAUUAUUCUGGGAAACUGGAUCCAGUUGCGGCGGGACUGCCUGGCUGUCUUAGGGCAGUGGCUGCAGCUGAGCGGGCUGUUUUAGCAUCACGUGACAUCGUGGGCUAUUCUGAACUAACAGUGCUUGUGCCUCACAACGUUGCCAUCAUUCUUCUAGAACAAAAGACUUCACAUCUUUCUGCAGCGCGCUGGCUGAGGUACACUUCUAUCUUGCUGGACUUGCCAAACAUCACUGUGAAGAGGUGCAAUGUGUUAAAUCCAGCUACACUUCUUCCCACUCCUGAGGAUGGGGAUCCGCAUAACUGUGUGUCGGUGCUGGAGGAAGUUUGCACACCACGACCUGAUCUUUCUGAUGUUCCAGUGGAGAACCCAGAUUUGCAGUUGUUUGUUGAUGGUUCGGCUUACAGGGAUCGUAUCACUGGUGUGAAUCGGGUGGGAUUCGCUGUUUGCUCAUCGCAUGAGACCCUGUGUUCGGGUUCUCUUCCUAAACACUUUUCAGCGCAAGCAGCUGAACUGGUGGCUCUGACUGAGGCCUGCAAGUUGGCAAAGGGGAAGACGGUAAACAUCUUUACGGAUUCCCGGUACGGAUUUGGUGUGGUUCAUGACUUUGGUGCCCUAUGGAAACAUAGGAAGUUCUUGAAAUCGAAUGGAAAGCCAAUUCUGAACUCUAAGCAGGUUGCACACUUGUUAGAGGCCAUCUUGUUGCCCAAGGUCAUUUCAGUGUGCCGGUGCGCAGCUCACUCCUCGUCUGGUGACGUUAUCUCGCAGGGGAACAGGAGGGCCGAUGCAGCUGCGAAGCGUGCGGCUGGGAAAGCUCCUCUGUACACUGCCUUCUCCUCCUCUGAGGGCAAGGAGGAGGGUACACCCCCAUGUUCUUCUUCACUCACAGACUUGAGUGCGAUGCAGAGUUUUGCAUCUGCUGGUGAGAGGCGACUGUGGGCUUCUUCUGGAGCGAAGUGCAGAAAUAACAUUUGGUAUGGACCAAAUGGGUUACCAUGCUUGCCAAAACACUUCUUCCCACACUUUGCAAAGCUAACCCAUGGCUUAGACCAUUCCUCAUACAUCAGCAUGGCAGCUGCUUUAAAAUCUCAGUGGUUCACUAGAGGCUUCAGCUUUUAUGCAAAAAAGUUUUGUCAAUCAUGCAUGAUCUGCUGUUCAUUCAAUGCAGGGCGUGCCCCUCAGAGGACUCUAGGUGCACACCCUCCUCCUGGUAAGCCAUUUGACCACAUCAUGAUGGACUUCAUUGAACUGACUCCUUCUGAAGACAGUGAAGGAAGCAUUGCCUGUGGCAGCCGACAGAGCCCUCCAUUCGUUCCGUCCAGGAGACUGGGUUCUGAUUCGGGACUUCCGCCGGAAGCAUUGGAGAUCCAAACGCUGGCUGGGUCCAUUCCAGGUGCUCCUCACGACGCACACGGCAGUGAAGGUCGAACAGCGAGUUCCUUGGAUCCACGCAUCACACUGCAGGAAAGUGCCACCGCCGCGGGAGACCGACCGAUCGCAGGACAAGAAAGAUCACACACUGGCAUCAUCAUCAUCCACCUGAGCCACCGAGCUGGCUGUGAGGACUGCGGCCCACCACAAGUUUGGUUCCUAGCAAGAAGAGGUGGGUGAAGAACACUGCUCCGACGGAAUCACAAUAACAUUCCGGGCAGUGAUUUGCGUUGCUUGUCUCCAGAGACUGAUUCAACAGAGUUUGUUUUGACACGGCUGAUCUGUGGAACACAGCGGUUCCAAGAACUAGAUUUGUUUGCUCAUUGCUUAUGCUCCCUAAAUAUCAGAGAACUGACUGAUUAAAAAAAAAAAAA
Messenger RNA from Fundulus heteroclitus (mummichog), 4222 nucleotides. RefSeq lists its product as uncharacterized. The transcript has 2 exons. Bases 435 to 4028 code for a protein of 1197 amino acids. Gene Ontology annotation, biological process: proteolysis. The record is from RefSeq and is a predicted model, not a curated record. Gene Ontology annotation, molecular function: aspartic-type endopeptidase activity; RNA-DNA hybrid ribonuclease activity; nucleic acid binding. Lineage: Eukaryota; Metazoa; Chordata; Actinopteri; Cyprinodontiformes; Fundulidae.